Molecule: messenger RNA, 2437 nt
Organism: Ctenopharyngodon idella (grass carp)
Lineage: Eukaryota; Metazoa; Chordata; Actinopteri; Cypriniformes; Xenocyprididae
Exons: 4
Coding region: 4-975 (323 amino acids)
Source: RefSeq, a predicted model, not a curated record
CCAAUGAGGUUCAUUCUUGUGUUACGCAGCACAUUUGAGCUUCAGCGAGAACCAAUGAGAUUCAUUCUUGUGUUACGCAGCACAUUUGAGCUUCAGCGAGAAUCAAUGAGGUUCAUUCUCGUGUUACGCAGCACGUUUGAGCUUCAGCGAGAACCAAUGAGGUUCAUUCUCGUGUUACGCAGCACGUUAGAGCUUCCGCGAGAACCAAUGAGGUUCAUUCUGGUGUUACGCAGCACGUUUGAGCUUCAGCGAGAACCAAUGAGAUUCAUUCUCAUGUUACGCAGCACGUUUGAGCUUCCACAAGAACCAAUGAGGUUCAUUCUCGUGUUACGCAGCACGUUUGAGCUUCCUCAAGAACCAAUGAGGUUCAUUCUCGUGUUACGCAGCACGUUUGAGCUUCAGCAAGAACCAAUGAGGUUCAUUCUCGUGUUACGCAGCACGUUUGAGCUUCCUCAAGAACCAAUGAGGUUCAUUCUGGUGUUACGCAGCACGUUUGAGCUUCCUCAAGAACCAAUGAGGUUCAUUCUGGUGUUACGCAGCACGUUUGAGCUUCCUCAAGAACCAAUGAGGUUCAUUCUCGUGUUACGCAGCACGUUUGAGCUUCCUCAAGAACCAAUGAGGUUCAUUCUCGUGUUACGCAGCACGUUUGAGCUUCCUCAAGAACCAAUGAGGUUCAUUCUCGUGUUACGCAGCACGUUUGAGCUUCCUCAAGAACCAAUGAGGUUCAUUCUCGUGUUACGCAGCACGUUUGAGCUUCAGCUAGAACCAAUGAGAUUCAUUCUCGUGUUACGCAGCACGUUUGAGCUUCAGCAAGAACCAAUGAGGUUCAUUCUCGUGUUGCGCAGCACGUUUGAGCUUCCUCAAGAACCAAUGAGGUUCAUUCUCGUGUUACGCAGCACGUUUGAGCUUCCUCAAGAACCAAUGAGAUUCAUUCUCGUGUUACGCAGCACGUUUGAGAUCAGCAAGAACCAAUGAGGUUCAUUCUCGUGUUACGCAGCACGUUUGAGCUUCAUCAUGUGCAUAACGUCAUCGUCAAUAGACAAUAAUGGUAUCUUUUUCAGUUUUCAGGCCCCCAAAAUGACAAAUGGCCAAAACGCAUAAAAAAGUUUUCAACUAAAAAGAAAACGUCAUGUAAAUUGCCCCUGAGAUUCAAAGAUUUUAUUUGUCACACACUGUACACUGUUAUAUACAGGAUACAACUUGCAGUGAAAUGUAAAUUUUACAGAUUUUUUUUUUUUUUUUUUUUUGAAAAAAUUUAGCUUUUUUGUGAUGCUGACAUUUCCAUUAUAGUUAUUUAUUUUAUUUUGUUUAAAUUACAGAGUCUUUUUAUGUAUUAUUUAGUUAGAUUUGUGUGUCUUCGUUGAGUAAACAGGAGUAGUUUAAUGACCUUUCUUAAGACAAACAACAGGAAGCGAGUGCUCACAUUUCCUCAUGGUGAAUUACUGAAUGAUGUUUUACGCUUAUGGAGAAACUGUGAGUUGUGUGUGUGUCAUUAAUGCAACACACCAGAACAGUGUGUAAUGUAUUUUGAAAUGCUGACCACAGAAGCACUUUCACUCAGAUGUGUUUGUGUAAACAUUGACGAGAGGAGCUUUUAGUGCUCGCAAACUUUUUUGAGCUGAAUUCUCUCAGUAAUACUUCUCUCUGCUGAAGUAUUACUGAAGGGUUUCUUCAUAAAAGAAGAGGGUUUUUCCACUUAAUAUGAUGCACCUGCUGUCAACAUCAUAAUGCCAGCUAUCAAAAAUAAGUUCUAAGAACAUUUUGCUAAAAUUCAUAUUAAGUUAUUUUCAAAUGUUCAUUGAAUGUCCAGUUUUUAAAAUUCUUGGUUAUACGGUCGUUAAGAGAACAUUCCAUUUAAUCAUUCUGCAAAGAAUGUUUGAAUGUUCUCUGAACAUUCCGAAACAAGUUAAAAAAUGUUAGAAGAACAAUCAACUGAAAAGUCUCAGAAAAAAUGUUUUUGUGCUAAUGUUUUGAGAACAUUAUUAACGACCAGAUAACUUUGAAUGAACCUUAUAUUAAUGUUACAGGAAGGAUGUUUGUUCAUAACUUUGACAGAACAUUAACAGAACAUUGCCAAAGUUCUGAGAAUGUUCUGUUAGCUGUGAUUACUCCAUUCGAAGGAUAAUGAUCAUGUUUGAGGGCUGAAAUCUGCUGUUUACAUGCUGAAAUGAUGGAAUUACCGGCAGCUGAGCCGCUUCAGGAAGGAAACGUGAGGAAAGUUCUCUGAAGUCAUCAGCCACCAGAAGUUAUAAACAAUGAUUGAUUGUGUGUGAGAGGAAGUUCAGGGAAUUAGGUGAAGGAGCCGGGCAAACGAGAUGGGAAAAUCUCCAGUAAUAUUGAAAUAUUGCAGUCACAAACAUGGUUUUUGUGUUCAGCAUUUUUCUGUAAGAAAUGAAUGAGAAAUCACCAGUGAGACCCCCGUCCUAAUAUUUAAAAG